UGCUCCAUUACAAAACCUCAAAUCAGGUGAAAUACAAGCCGAAAAGACGAGAAGCCUAAAUCCAUGGAAGCUCAUAACAGUAACGAAGAUUUCGCAGUAGGAUGCAUACUCUCCAUCAAGACCACUCUUGGAGAAGAAUUUCAAGGCCAAGUUUUGACCUUUGACCGCUCAUCCAACAUACUUGUUCUCCAAGAAGGAUUAAAUUCAGGGUCAGGGCCAAAGAGGAAUAUUAGGCUAUUGAAAGCCAAUUACGUAAAGGAGUUUACUUUUUUGGGUCAAGGUGAAGACCCUCUUGAUCUCAAGAAAUGUUUUAUUGAUCUUAAUAAUCUUCAAGCCAGAGAAGACUCUGCUAUUAGGCAAGCUGAGUUGGAGGCUGAAAGAUUUGGGAUUGGUGUUACAGCUGAAGCUCAGAGCAUUUUUGAUGCUCUGUCCAAAACGCUUCCAGUGCGCUGGGACAAGACUACUAUAGUUGUGAUGAAUGAAGUGCGCGUUAGUAGCCCAUAUCUUCCUGAGUCCGUCGUUGGAGGAACUCCAGCUGCCAAUGAGCGAGUGCGGAAAGUGCUUGAGUUUGAGAGGAAGAGAUUACAAACUCGCUCUGCUGGUCAAUGACUGUUACUCUGUCAUGCAUUGAGGGUGAAUUGGUGCCGUCAUGUUCGGAUAACUAAGGGAAUGGCUCCUCAACUAUCUGAGGAUCAAGUUCUUUUUGGAUUGGUACCAAAUUUUGAUGGAGAAGUUUGUCUCAUGUAGUUGUAAGAUGUUAGAAGUUUAGGCAUUCAAGGAAUUUUGUUUUCAAUAAACCCUGGGCUUUGCUUUCUUUAUCGCCACAUUACUUCCCAAUGCGUUUACUGCUGCAUGCUGUUAAUUUGAUAGAGGGCAUGGGUUAUAUGCAUCCAGACAGAAUUACGCCAAGAUAAGCUCAUGGGCUGAUGCCUAUUAUUAGAUUGUAAAAUGCAGUUUCUCAUUCUGUUCUGGGAUGAUCAAUGUAUAGCAGGAAAUCUAGGCAGUGAACUUCCCAAUAGCUGCCUUGGAGAAAGAAGACAGAAAUAACCGUCUUUAGGUUGGAUAUGCUAUUAAUUUUUCACUUACAGCACAUUAGAUCAGAACUGGGUUGAGUGUUGAAGUGGAAAACUGCUGUGCAUACACAUGUAUACGUAAAUGUAGUCAUAUGUCCUCAAUUUUGUGGUUAUGUUGACCACUUGUGCCUA
Coffea eugenioides is the source of this 1205-nucleotide messenger RNA. Its product is annotated as protein LSM12 homolog A-like. The transcript has 5 exons. NCBI's taxonomy places the organism in Eukaryota, Viridiplantae, Streptophyta, Magnoliopsida, Gentianales, Rubiaceae. The record is from RefSeq and is a predicted model, not a curated record. The coding region runs from base 64 to 609 and encodes 181 amino acids.